AACACUUCGCUAGACAAGAAAAUCAAUAUCAAUAUUGUGAUUGGAAACGUUUGCUUUUGCGUCUCGUGAAAAGUAGAAGAAUUUGUAUAAAACACAUUAAAAACAAUUUCUUCAGCUUGAACUAAUAUGAGAUUCACGAAUCCAAAAAAGAUGGGCCCUGAGCUUAAUUACGGCGAUUUGUCCUACAGCAUGGAUCUGGUAGAGGAUAGCGAGCAACUUAAGAAUGAUUUGAUCGAAAUAAAGGAGGUAUUGGACCAACUUUUGCCUCUUAAGGCUCAAUACAAUACUCUGCCUCUGCCGGCGAAAAUAGAACUCGACUUAUUCCUCGUGUUUGCUCUGAAUUCACUCCAAUGGAUAAAGCUGCAAAUAAAUGGCGUGGAUCCUACCAAGUAUCCCGUUGCGGGGGAAUUGCAGCGCGUGAAAGUUGCUAUGAUUAAAUGGCAGCAAGAGUGUGACCGUAAUAAGAGACCCCGGCUCGAUAUACCGGUGGUGCAACGCUUCAUUCGCGGUGGGCUGCGCAUCAGAAAUGCUGGCCAGCCCUACGCUGUAAACCAGCCAACACAUGAUGAUACAGAUGAAGAUUAUACCGAUGAGGAGAUGUAACUUUUUUCUCACUGAUUUUAUUCUCUUAUAUUCUAAGCAGUUUAAAUUGACAAUUUAAACUAGCUGCUGCUUGCGAUUUCGUUGCCAUGAAGAAUAAAUAAAUUAAGUUUAUUUUACUAUAUUAAUAUUGAUAAGUGAUGUAACCAAAGGAUAUAAUUGUAACUUUCAAUUUUCAAUAUAUGUAUCUGUAUUUUAAUGUAGUGUCUAGGUAUAUAAUGUUCUUGAGCAGAAUGGGGCUCGUAUAUCAAGAGUUGUUGAAGAAAUUAAAUAACCUCCAAAUUUGGAUAAAAAUUAUUUGUUACUUUUUAUAGAAAACAAAAUCUAUUUUAACAUCAAAUGUCAAAGUAUACAUUUUUAAAAAAUGUAUUUAAACUUGAGUAAUGAUAUAAGUAUUAUAAUAAUUUUUUUAAGUAUAAAAUACUAAGGAAUAGUUUAACUAAGACAUUCCAAUGUAAACCCUAAACCAUGACAAACUAUAAUUUAUGAUAAUACUUUCAAAUACUUGUAUAAGCCAUCCAUUUUUUACAAUAUUUUGGGUGAAAGGCUAUUUGUUAAAUGCGCCAUUAGGUUAAAUGUUCAGGAGAGCCAUUAAAGUCUUUUUAGAAAAAUAAACAAAUGUAAAUCCUGGAAAAAAUUUCAAUAGAAAAAUUUUCAGACCCGUUCUUUAAUAAAAUUACUAUAAUUCUGCAUACUUCAUUAUUUAUUUCAUAUUUAAAAUUCUGAAUAUAUGAUUCAAUAUCGCGUAAAAUGGCUGUUGAAAUAAAUAGCAUUUUACCUGUCUAUCAUUUCUUUAUUUAACAAAACUAAAAAAGGUAAAAAGUGAGGUAUAUUAGGAAUUAAAACUCAUGUAGUUUUUAUUUAUUUAUUGCUCAUCUAUCACUGAACAUUGUAAAAGUUCUUAAAUAAAUCAUAUAUCAUAAAAA
This is a messenger RNA of Papilio polytes (common Mormon), 1526 nucleotides long. Its product is annotated as nuclear nucleic acid-binding protein C1D-like. NCBI's taxonomy places the organism in Eukaryota, Metazoa, Arthropoda, Insecta, Lepidoptera, Papilionidae. Gene Ontology annotation, molecular function: RNA binding; DNA binding. Gene Ontology annotation, cellular component: exosome (RNase complex); nucleolus. Bases 127 to 603 code for a protein of 158 amino acids. The record is from RefSeq and is a predicted model, not a curated record. Gene Ontology annotation, biological process: maturation of 5.8S rRNA; regulation of gene expression. The transcript is spliced from 2 exons.